UUGUUUUGUUUUUUUCCCUAGUUCUCUUUUAAUAUGUUUGAUCACCCCAUCCCUCGGGUUUUCCAGAACCGCUUCUCAACGCAAUACCGCUGCUUCUCAGUAUCCAUGCUUGCUGGACCUAAUGACAGGUCAGAUGUGGAGAAAGGCGGGAAGAUAAUUAUGCCACCAUCGGCUUUGGAUCAACUCAGCCGACUUAAUAUUACGUACCCGAUGCUGUUUAAGCUGACCAAUAAAAAUUCAGACCGAAUGACACACUGUGGAGUCCUUGAAUUUGUGGCCGAUGAGGGCAUAUGUUACCUUCCACAUUGGAUGAUGCAGAACUUGCUGCUGGAGGAGGGAGGCCUGGUACAAGUGGAGAGUGUUAAUCUUCAAGUUGCUACUUACUCAAAAUUCCAGCCACAGAGUCCAGAUUUUCUUGACAUCACCAAUCCCAAAGCUGUAUUAGAAAAUGCAUUGAGAAACUUCGCUUGUCUAACUACUGGGGAUGUCAUUGCCAUCAACUACAAUGAAAAGAUCUAUGAGCUUCGGGUAAUGGAGACCAAACCGGAUAAGGCUGUGUCCAUCAUAGAAUGUGAUAUGAAUGUGGAUUUUGAUGCUCCUUUGGGGUACAAAGAACCAGAAAGAAGUGCUCAACAUGAAGAGGCCACAGAUGUUGAAGCAGACCAUAGUGGAUAUGUGAGUGACAUAGGAUUUCGUGCAUUCUCUGGCUCUGGGAACAGAUUGGAUGGCAAGAAGAAAGGUGUUGAGCCUAGUCCAUCACCAAUUAAACCAGGAGACAUUCGAAGAGGAAUACCCAACUAUGACUUCAAGAUUGGCAGAAUCACAUUCAUUAGAAACUCACGUCCACUAGUUAAGAAAGUCGAAGAGGAUGAAUCUGGAAGCCGGUUUAUUGCCUUUUCGGGAGAAGGCCAGUCUCUGCGCAAAAAGGGAAGAAAACCCUAAUUUGUGGUACCUUUAGUCAGUUAGGAGGAAGAUAAAAUAGCAAUUGCAGCAUAUUGGAUCUUAGUUAUUGCAGCUGAGAGGAGAGAUAAUUUUGCAACACAGAAAUACUUUUACUGGUUUUGGUUUCACAUUUAAAACCGGAGCUGUCAGACUGUCUUAAUUUUCAGCUGAAAAUUUUCAGCUGAAAAUUCUAGGAAUUCUGAAGGAGCUUAUGUAUGUGGUGUAAAAAGGGGAAAACUAUAUCGUGGAUAAACCCAAAAGUAAAAACCAACAAGGUCUACCUUACUGCAAGUUCUAGUUCUUAGACUACAUGGUCUCCUCAUAUCCUGAGUGAUAAUGGUCUUGCAUUGCUCUGUGCUUGAUUAUUUUCCUCCCUCUCUAUAUAUGUAUUUUGCCACAACUUCAGGCAAGCCUUUUGGUGUGGUGCAAAUGAAGACUAACACUUGGGUGUUGAAGACUUCUGUGCAGGGAAUCUGUUUGACCUUAGCUUCAGGUGUUGGGUUAUAAGUCAUUCUAAGCAAUCCCCCUGUAACUGCUUUUUAUAUUUAUAAUUAAUAACAUGCCUUUUAAUAGUUCAGGUACAAUAGCGUGCUGUAGCAAUCUAAUGGCACGUGGAGGGAGCGGCUAGACGCCCCUUCUCUGCCUCAUGCCGGUGAGGGAGCACAAAGCCCCGGCGUCCUGCGCUUUGGUAGCGGUGUCGGUAACCUGCGCGGCCUCUCGGUGCGGAGCCUUCAGCGGGGUGGUGGGGGGACACCCCUGCGCGCCCUCCUGGAAGGCCGAGUAAAGGCUCCUUGGUAC
Messenger RNA from Athene cunicularia (burrowing owl), 1740 nucleotides. Its product is annotated as ubiquitin recognition factor in ER-associated degradation protein 1. The coding region runs from base 34 to 942 and encodes 302 amino acids. The transcript is spliced from 11 exons. Gene Ontology annotation, cellular component: VCP-NPL4-UFD1 AAA ATPase complex. NCBI's taxonomy places the organism in Eukaryota, Metazoa, Chordata, Aves, Strigiformes, Strigidae. Gene Ontology annotation, molecular function: polyubiquitin modification-dependent protein binding. The record is from RefSeq and is a predicted model, not a curated record.